UUUUUUGGUGAAGUUCUGUAAUCUAUAAUAUGAUAGUAUAUUGUGGCAAAAGCCAAAAUAUAGCAUGGCUAACAUAUUUUUAGCCGUGACCGCGAGCGUUGUAUAGAUACUAUAUUAUUUAAAAAUACCUACCAUAUUUUUAUUGUAAGAGUAUAAAUAUUGUUUUUAAUUUUUCGAUAAUCAUGUCUGUUAUGCUGGGUACUAUUGACGAACAUUCUACCACUGAACCUUAUAAUCUUACUAGUCGUUUUUUUCCAUCCAAAGUGGGCGGCAAACCAGCUUGGUUAGAUUUGAAACAUAUUCCAGAAGCAAGCGAGCUGGCCUGUUCGAAGUGUAACAUUCCUCUAGUUUUUUUGUGUCAGUUGUAUGCACCAAUUGAUGAACCCGAAUUUCGCGGUUCUUGUUUCCAUCGAACUCUGUAUGUGUUCUAUUGCAAUGAAUGCAAAGACGGAAGAACGUUUGCUGUUUUCAGAUCACAGCUUCGUAAAAAAAAUGAUUACUAUUCAAGUGAACCAGCUGAACCCCACGAUCCAGAUAUUACACCUGAUAUGUGGGGAGUAAAAUUAUGUAAAGUAUGCGGGUGCAAGUCCACAGUGGAAUAUGAAAAUGUCUAUUGCAGUUUUCACCAUAAAAAUAUUGAUUUAAAUGAAGAAUUGAAAAACAAGUUCAUUGUGGUGUUACCAGAACAUAUUAUUAAUGAAGAGUCAGAUGAAGGUUCUGAAAGUGCAUCAUUGAAUAGCGAAGAUGAUGAAAGUGAUUGUAGUGAAAAUAGUGAUGAGGCUCAAAUUCCAAAAGGUUCUCUACAAGAUAUGGAUGGUUUAGAUGAAUCUUUGUUAGCAAUGGCUUAUGGAGGUGACAAAGAUGAUGAAUAUUUUGAAAAGUUUAAAAAAUCAAUAUCUUCAGUUCCUGAACAAAUUAUUAGGUACAACCGUUUAGAGUCGCCAUUGUGGAUCUGUAGUAAACGUAUUCCUGAGGCUAAUGAUAUUCCAUCCUGCCAAUUUUGUGGUAAACAAAGAAGUUUUGAAUUUCAGAUAAUGCCACAAAUAUUGUACUAUUUAAAAUUGCCAGAAUCUUCAAUCAAGGAAGAAUCAUUCAACUUCGGUGUUUUAGCUGUCUACACUUGUCCUGAAAGCUGUGAAGGUGGUCAAAAAUAUAAAAAGGAAUUUUUGUGGGAACAGAGUCCACUAUGAAAAAAUAAACAUAAUAUUAAUGUAUUUUAA
Myzus persicae (green peach aphid) is the source of this 1220-nucleotide messenger RNA. RefSeq names its product programmed cell death protein 2 (gene Zfrp8). The transcript is spliced from 6 exons. The coding region runs from base 183 to 1190 and encodes 335 amino acids. The record is from RefSeq and is a predicted model, not a curated record. Gene Ontology annotation, cellular component: cytoplasm; nucleus. Lineage: Eukaryota; Metazoa; Arthropoda; Insecta; Hemiptera; Aphididae.